Messenger RNA from Limanda limanda (common dab), 556 nucleotides. Its product is annotated as lactose-binding lectin l-2-like. The record is from RefSeq and is a predicted model, not a curated record. The coding region runs from base 65 to 556 and encodes 163 amino acids. Gene Ontology annotation, molecular function: signaling receptor activity. NCBI's taxonomy places the organism in Eukaryota, Metazoa, Chordata, Actinopteri, Pleuronectiformes, Pleuronectidae. The transcript has a single exon.
ACAGUGCAGAUCAUCUCCAACCCCUCGUCCUGCUCCUGUGACAGAGAGAGAGAGAGACGCCAACAUGAUCCUGCUCCUCCUUCUGUUCGCCCUGACCCUGGGUGCUGUGUCUCCUUCAGAUGGACCUGAGGUCAAGCUGCAGCGUGGAAACUGUCCCAUGUUCUGGUUCAGCUUCAACAACCGCUGCUACAAGUACGUGUCCACACAUAUGACCUGGGCUGAUGCAGAGCUCUACUGUGUGUCACAGGGAGCCAACCUGGUGUCUAUCCACAGUCUGGAUGAAGAGAAUUUCGUCACAGCCCUGAUCAAGAACUUUGAUCAUGCUGAAGGAUACACCUGGAUCGGACUCAGCGACCUCCACAAAGAAGGCAGCUGGAUGUGGUCUGAUGGUUGUGGAGUGAACUUUAGCUUUUGGUCCCCAGGACAGCCAAACAACUAUGAAGGAAGGCAAAACUGUGGUCAUAACAAUUUAUACACCGAAAAGAAAUGGAAUGAUGGAUUGUGUAGUGAAAAUUAUCCUUCUGUUUGUGCAUCUCAAAUAAUCUGUCCUCAGUGA